This is a messenger RNA of Aspergillus tanneri, 1518 nucleotides long. RefSeq names its product MFS transporter. Gene Ontology annotation, biological process: transmembrane transport. The coding region runs from base 1 to 1518 and encodes 505 amino acids. The record is from RefSeq and is a predicted model, not a curated record. Gene Ontology annotation, molecular function: transmembrane transporter activity. The transcript is spliced from 2 exons. NCBI's taxonomy places the organism in Eukaryota, Fungi, Ascomycota, Eurotiomycetes, Eurotiales, Aspergillaceae.
AUGCCUCCCACUACCCAUCGGACCAAUGCCAGAAAAUCCCAAAGUUUCCAUAUUAGGCGGGCAUCGCCGACAUUACUAAAUAUAUCACUCGCAAAUACAGAGGGCGUGGAAAUGUCUUUUGAACAGACAUCGUCAGGGUCAGGGCCCGUGGACCAUCAUCUAGAGCAACAAAGCACGAGUUUAAGCUCUUAUCAUAAAAUAGGGACGGUAAGACCCCAGCAUGCGCUUACCGUGGGUGGCAGCUCGAGCCCUUCCAGCCACGUCUCUAAAAGCACGCUCCCAGCAUUUGGGGCUGGCAAGCCAUAUCCACCCCCCUUGCCAGAAAAAGAGGAAUACGUUGUUGAAUUCGACGGACCAGGAGAUCCUCUCUAUCCCCAGAAUUGGGGUCGAGCCCGCAAGCUUUUCGCUGCGACAAUUUUAGCUUUCACGAGCAUGACUUCCACAUUCGAUUCUUCCAUAUUCACCUCAUCAACCCACCAUGUAGCCGAAACCUUUCAUAUUGGCGUCGAAGUUGGAACGCUUUCCAGCUCACUCUACAUUAUUGGCUACGCAUUUGGGCCCUUGAUAUGGGCACCUUUUUCCGAGCUUACUGGUCGCCGGAUACCUGUUUUGAUUGGCAUGUUUGGCUUCGGAGUCUUCAACGUUGCCGUAGCGACAUCCAAAGACUUACAAACCCUCCUGAUAUCACGAUUUUUCUCGGGCAUCUUUGGAAGCUGUCCGUUAACAGUUGUAGCCGCGAUAUUUUCUGAUAUAUAUGAUGAUCGCUCACGCGGCAGCGCAAUAGCGGUUUACGCGAGCACUGUCUUCCUAGGGCCAUUGUUAACGCCUUUGAUUGGCGGUUUCAUCGAUUUAUUCCUCGGUUGGCGUUGGACGGCCUACAUUCCAGCCUUGAUGGGAUUUCUUUCAUUCAUCCUAAAUGCCUUAUUACUACGGGAAUCCUACCCUCCGGUAGUCUUGACGUAUAAAGCGAAGCAGCUACGUCGACUGACCCAAAAUUGGGGAAUCCACUCGAAGCAAGAAGAAAUCGAAAUUGAUCUAAGAGAGCUAGUAACAAAAAACUUUUCCCGCCCCCUCAGAUUGCUUAUGACAGAACCGAUGCUGCUGGCAGUAACGCUCUAUCUAAGCUUUAUAUAUGGGCUUCUAUACUGCUUCCUCACGGCCUACACAGCCGUCUUUCAGGGAGUCUAUCAUAUGGCACCAGGGGUCAGUGGCUUACCCUUUUUUGGCAUGAUUGUUGGUUUGCUUGUGGCAACAGCAUAUAUUGUGCUUUCCAGCCCUGGGUACAACAGGAAACUGGCCCGGAACGAUGGGAUUCCUGUCCCUGAAUGGCGCCUUCCACCAGUUAUAUUCGGCGGAGUCCUAUUCGCUGGCGGAUUGUUUUGGUUUGGAUGGACCGGAUUUAGUAAUAAAAUCCAUUGGAUUGUUCCGACUCUGAGCGGCUUAUUUACUGGUUUCGGGCUCCUAACAAUUUUCAUUCAAAUCUUCAACUACAUUAUCGAUACGCACUCUGAAGAGUAA